GGUUUAAGAAGAACAGAUACAAGCAGAUUCUGUUAAUGCCAUCUGCUUCUCAUGUCAGGAUCUCAGGUCUUCUAUGGGUUAUUUUCCCAGUGGUCACCUAGACCAGGCGGAAACAUGGUACUUUUUCAGACCCUACUUGGAAAAUGGGUUGAUUUGCAGUUCUUUUGUAUUACUCUGUGGCUCCCACAGUGGUUCACAGCCCAUGAAAUAGGCACCCUUGGUCCAAGCCCUUUUAAUUAUAACAAGGAGAGGUUCCAGGUGACCCCAUUUAAAUUGUUAAUGUCAUACUGUCAUGUGUGCUCUCCAUCAUAAUUGUUCUUCAUUCACUUCCCUUUCUCCGCCAAAAAUGUAUCUAAGAUGAGAAACAUUUGGCUUAAAAAAUGGAUGUAUUUUUCAGAAGAUAUCAGACAGAUAAGAGUAAAGUGGGAUGGUUACUUUUUAAAAAGCACACUCAAGCGUAGACGCUCUCAUACAUCUGGAGACACUGUUGAGUGGUCCUCGCCCAGCUGAGGGUAAGUGUGGGUGGAGGGAAGCAGUCCUGUGCACACAGGAGGGGGCUCAUGGGAUUUUCCAAUGAGACUUGGCAUCCCAACUGUUUAUCUUGUACUCCUCACCAUGCCGUGGCUCUGAGGAAGGCUUCUGCAGCCACACACCCCAGGAAGAGUGUUUCUCAACCUAAACGGUUAUUAUUUUGAAAGUCUCUUAUUGCUUUUCAGAGUCAUUACAUACCUUUUUGUUUUGUAUUGUUCCAAGCCCAUUCUCACUUACAUCAUUGUAUCCGUCAGGCUCCAACCAGGAAACAGGAACACACAGAUGAUUUAAAACAGAGGAAAUUUAAUGCAGGAAAUUGGCUACACGUGAUGAAAGAGGCUGAGAAGCCAACCGGAGUACAGACAGUUAAUCCAGAGAUUAGCAACUUUGGGAAGCUGCCACCUCCCCUAGUGCUGCACUUGAGAUGGAGUUACUGCCCCUCUGGCUCUGCCUGGGUUUUCACUUCUUGACAGUGGAAUGGAGGAAUCCAAGUGGAAAUGUCAUGGCCACUUCCCAAGGGGGCUGUGAGUUGCUGGAUGGAGUCGCUGACUGUCGAGGGCAGAACCUUGCUUCAGUGCCCAGCAAUCUCCCACCAUCCUCCCAGACACUCCUCCUGGAUGCCAACCCUCUCAAGACCCUGUGGAACCACUCACUGCAGCGUUACCCUCUCCUGGAGAGCCUCAGUCUGCACAGCUGCCACCUGGAGCACAUCAGCCGUGGCGCCUUCCAGGAGCAGGCUCGCCUGUGCAGCCUGGCACUGCCUGACAACUCACUCUCCGAGAGCUACAAGGAGACGGCAGCUGCUCUCCACGGCCUGCGGGGUCUGCGCAGGCUGGACUUGUCAGGGAACUCCCUGACGGAAGACAUGGCGGCCCUCAUGCUACAGAACCUCUCUUCGCUGGAGUCCGUGUCCCUGGCCAGGAACACCAUCAUGAGGCUGGAUGACUCCGUCUUUGAGGGCCUGGGCCGCCUCAGGGAGCUGGAUUUGCAGAGGAACUACAUCUUUGAGAUUGAGGGUGGUGCUUUCGACGGCUUGCCUGAGCUGAGACACCUCAACCUGGCCUAUAACAACCUUCCUUGCAUUGUGGACUUCGCCCUCACCCAGCUGCGGUCCCUCAACGUCAGCUACAACGUCCUGGAGUGGUUCCUGGCAUCGGGGGGAGAGGCCACCUUUGAGCUAGAGACGCUGGACCUCUCUCACAAUCAGCUGCUGUUUUUCCCCCUCCUGCCUCAGUGCAGCAAGUUGCACACCCUCCUGCUGCGGGACAACAACAUGGGCUUCUACAGGGACCUGUACAACACCUCGUCCCCGCAGGAGAUGGUGGCCCAGUUCCUCUUCAUGGACGGCAACGUGACCAACAUCAGCACCGUCAACCUCUGGGAAGAGUUCUCUUCCAGUGACCUCUCUGAUCUCCGCUUCCUGGAUAUGAGCCAGAACCAGUUCCAGUAUCUGCCAGACGGUUUCCUGAAGAAAAUGCCUUCCCUCUCCCACCUGAACCUCAACCAGAAUUGCCUGAUGACGCUCCACAUCCGGGAGCACGAGCUGCCAGGAGCGCUCACCGAGCUGGACCUGAGCCAGAACCAGCUGUCGGAGGUGCACUUGGCUCCGGGGCUCCCUGGCUGCCUGAGGAGCCUCCGGUCCUUCAACCUGAGCUCCAACCAGCUCCUGGGUGUCCCCACUGGCCUUUUUGCUGAUGCCAGUAACCUCGCUACAAUCGACAUGAGCCACAAUCAGAUCUCACUUUGUCCCCGGCCGGGGGACUUAGACCCCGGGGGCACCCCCGGCUGUGUGGAUUUCAGAAAUGUGGCAUCUUUGAGGAGCCUGUCUCUGGAGGGCUGUGGGCUGGGGGCACUACAAGACUGCUCAUUCCAGGGCAUGGCCCUCACCCACUUAGACCUGUCUGGUAACUGGGGGCUUCUGAAUGGGAGCAUCGCCCCUCUCUGGGACAUUGCCCCCACGUUACAGGUCCUGUCUCUCAGGAACGUGGGCCUCAGUUCCGGCUUCAAGGAGUUGGACUUCUCUGGGUUUGGGAAUCUGAGGGACUUGGAUCUGUCGGGAAAUGCCUUGACCAGUUUCCCAAGGUUCAGGGGCAGCCUGGCCCUGCAGACCCUGGAUCUCCGCAGAAACUUGCUCACGGCCCUUCCUCAGAGGGCUGUGUCUGAGCAGCUCAUGGGAAGUCUGCGGACCAUCUACCUCAGUCAGAAUCCAUAUGACUGCUGUGGGGUGGAGGACUGGGGGGCCCUGCAGCGCCUGCACACUGUCGCCGACUUGGCCAUGGUCACUUGCAACCUCUCCUCCAGGAUCAUUCGCCUGACGGAGCUGCCCGGAGGCGUUUCUCAGGUCUGUAAGUGGGAGCGGGUAGACAUGGGCCUGCUGUACCUCGUGCUCAUUCUUCCCAGCUGCCUCACCCUGCUGGUGGCCUGCACUGUCAUCUUCCUCACUUUCAGGAAGCCUCUGCUUCAGGUAAUCAAGAACCGCUGCCACUGGUCCUCCAUAUACUGACCUGGCUACGUGCCAACAUUAGAAACUUGGUCUGUACACGUAAGGACACUUUCUCUGCCAGGUUUCAAGAUCUGGUGCAGAGGACAAGUCUGAAGAACUGAGGUUUAAAUUAAAGUUUAAAAUGUUUCCAUCCCUUAGUUGUCCCAAGUUCUUCCUCUAUCAUUGUGACGCAUCCUCAAUCAUCCUGGUAAAAUAUUUAUUAAGUGACAUCUUAUGAAAAUAAAAAAUGUGUCUUAUAAAUAUUUUUUAAAUCAAA
Molecule: messenger RNA, 3290 nt
Organism: Orcinus orca (killer whale)
Lineage: Eukaryota; Metazoa; Chordata; Mammalia; Artiodactyla; Delphinidae
Gene: NRROS
Product: negative regulator of reactive oxygen species
Exons: 3
Coding region: 956-3034 (692 amino acids)
Cellular component (GO): extracellular matrix
Molecular function (GO): protein binding
Source: RefSeq, a predicted model, not a curated record